UUAUUUGUCCACAUUUUUUUAGAAAAUAAGUUAAUUUUUAGAGCAUUUACAUUAGCAAUUUGGCUGUUAUAGUUUUGGUUAUCGCUUAAAAAUCUGCAAACAUGACUUCGUUCCCUGAGCCAGAUAAAUGCCCCAAAGUGUGCCAUGACAUCGGCGCCUUUAAAAAGGCAGCAAAAAGUCCUGAGAAGGUCCAGGAAGAAAUGAAAGAAGCUGAAGACGCCAAAGCAGCUGCUGCUGAAGCUGGCCCAGCUGCUCAAGCGCCAGAAGAACAGGAGUCGACCAGACCCCCACCUUCAGGGGAAGAAUACCUCCCCAAUCUCAAGCCAGGACAAGACGGGAAAGUAGACUGGACUCCACUAGGAGGCAUGACUGGAACCAGACCAGGGGUCAAUAAAUACUCCAUCAGCAGAUACUCUUUAAGCGAAUGGAGGAAGCACAACGAGAGUGUCUUGGACCCUGAAGUCAUAACUGAGUCUAACAUCGUCGACUACAAUGCUAAGACCUCAAUGAUGCAAGCGUUCGGGAAUAUAGACAAACAGCAGAGCGAAAAUACGAAGAGACUGAAACAGAAGGCUAGGGACAUCUUCAGGUGGAAAGUCGAAGUCGAGAAAGCGUGUCAAGCCAUCACCGAUGAAGUGGAACAGCUUGAAAUCGAAAGACAACGCUUGAAAGGCGCGUCUCGAGUCCUCAUGUUACCUGUAUCGAUCUCCAAAGAGUGUCUCGAUCUCCGCUCGAACAGAUUCCAACCGGACUUAGUAGCAGAUCUUGCUGAACAAGAGCUGAUCAAAGAAAUGGAGCUUGUCAGCGAAGUAAAACAAACACUGAAAAAUACUUUGGAUGAAAUCGAAGCGCAAAUGGCUAUAAACAAAGCUGCUAAACACAGGAUUGAAUACGACUGGUGUGACAAAGCUAUGGCUUACAAUACUGAAGCUAUCAACUUGGGGUUGACCCCUAAAUCCAAUACUAUCAUGUUCAGACCAGGUGCUACAAGGUUUGGAGAUUACACAGCGCCUUUAGAGUAUUGGGAGUUCUUCUGUAGAGAAAAUGUCCAGAACUGUGAAGCUGCCAGACAGAAGUCAGCUGAUUUAAGAGGCAGUUUGAACGCCAUUCUUGUCAACGGUGGCAGAAAACUGAGGAACCAGGCAGAUAGGACUGACAUGGCUUUAGCUGAAACUGUAGCGAUCACACAGGAGUUGUGUACGAAAUUGGAAGAGACUUUAAGGAACACUUUGCAAAGAAUAGCUGAUAUGGAAGCCCUGAUUGACGAUUUGAAGAGUUCCAUCAGGAAAAUGGAUGCUGCUAUGAAGCUGACUCAAACGAGGUUGGAUAACAGAAACAACUGGCGACCUCAUGGAGAAAGCGUUCGUGAUCAGCCUCAUUUGGGCCUGAUUGAAGAAGUAAAAAAGAUACACGAAACUGUUACUUCUCUUCUUGGGCAGUUAAACAACGCUGAGCGCGUGAGAUCAGAUUUGCUGAAGAAAAGGAUUGCCCUAGAAAAGGAUAUUGCGUCUAAGAGGAAAACUUUGAAUAUUGACAGAGAGAGAUGCGGAAUGGUUCGCUCUCACUAUCCCACCGCUUCAGAAUUGGCUGGCUAUUAGAACUAAACACUAAAUGUAAAGAAACUGUUAGAGAAAUUUUCUCGUACAUGUAAAAUGCAAAACAAAAUUGGCAAUACAACGGCAGAUUGUUUUCUAAUUUAAAUACUUUCUAUUGUCGUGUCAUUGGGAUGUAAAUUUUAUUUAAAGUUACACAUCUUUGUUUCAUUUCUGUUCUCUGUACGCGUAACUACAACACUCAAUACUCAAUACGUUU
Molecule: messenger RNA, 1812 nt
Organism: Ostrinia furnacalis (Asian corn borer)
Lineage: Eukaryota; Metazoa; Arthropoda; Insecta; Lepidoptera; Crambidae
Product: tektin-4
Exons: 1
Coding region: 102-1598 (498 amino acids)
Biological process (GO): cilium movement involved in cell motility; cilium assembly
Cellular component (GO): nucleus; microtubule cytoskeleton
Source: RefSeq, a predicted model, not a curated record